CUUCUUGGAAACCUCUCGACUAUAUCCAUACCUUGUUUAUCUUCUUGUUUUGCCUCUACUCAACUAUUGUUUCUGUGGGAAAUAUCAAGAACUACGCGAGAAAGAUCUUCUUUGUGCCGCUUAUUGAUCGCGCGCCGUCGUAUACUCAUUGUGACACUGACCUCCCAAGUACUUAACCGCCGCCAGAUCGUCGCACUGGAAGACUUCAUCAUGUUUUAAUUUCACUGUUCCAAAGCAUUGACACGUGUUGAAGCCGAGUAUUCAAUCGCAAAAUGACGUCGUCGACUACUUCAUCCACUGUAUCGCACAGCGUGCCGUCCCUGCCAUUCGCAAGUAAACUAAGUGAACAGUUAUCGCAACGGAAGGAACAAGGUGAAUCUGCAACCGAUACAGAAACUUCAGGAAAAUCUGCUUCACUUGGACCACCAUUGCGCCCUUCACCGAAGUCACGGUCGUUGUCCGACGCGCCAAAACCGAUAUCUGCACGUUCCACCUCCGAAGAACACCGGCCGUCGAGUAAAGAUGAUAACUCUCUUUCAUCUACACCAGAAACACCUCAUCGGCCUUUUAUGCAUGGCUUACCUCUAAACUUGCCUUCAAAACCAUCCGGAUCCUCGUCCUUAUCUAGCCGUGCUCCACUCUCCCCGAAGCUUGAUUCGUCCCAGAUCUACGGCUCCCCAGGCUCUGUCCUCCCUCGACGCUCCCGUGGCCUCGACUUUUCUCGAGCUUGUACUAACCUUCAUCAUUCUACGCUUGCCGAAUCAUCGCCCGAUUCUUCACCAACGAUUGGUGGGCGGGGAAUGACAAUCCCCCAACGUCGUGGUUCUUUGGGAUCGACUUCGGUACCUCCGUUUUCUACAUCCGGGCCAGCGGAUAGAACGGCAAUUUCAAGCUCUGUAUCAAGUGUGAACAUGAUGGAAUCAGAUACUAGUAGCAGUGAGGAAGAUGACGAACCGAUGAUUGGCGAUAGGGACGACAUGAUAAUGAAUACACCCCAAGCCAACAAGAUGAAUCAUUUUGCAGUGGGCAAUGUGCCCAGUCCGGGUAACGAUUGGAUGGGUGGGUAUUCGCAGGCAGCAGCAAGUCUCAUGAGCUUUCAACGGGCUAGGUUUCGUAAAGGACGCAGUAGACAUAGCUCUAGCAGUGCCAGCGGAAACAGUUCGAAACCCAGCCCUGGCCCGCUGUCUCCACCGGUGAUGAAGAGCAUCGAGAAUCAGAAUGGUUACUUUGGCUCACGGUCUAGCUUGAGUGCACGGCGUGAAAGCUUGAGUUUGGGUACUCGUGAUCUUCGUCUCUCAGAUUUGAGUGAUGAAGGGGAAAACCGAGGUAACAGCCCAGGUACCUCGAACUCCGAAGGCGGGCCCUUGGGUGUUAUUCGACGAGCUGUUACACGUAGAAGUAGUUUAUUGCCAAAGACGAAGACCUUCGCACGUAUUCGAGCCGCACUGAUGGAGGAAUCGGCCCCUAUCGACUGUGAGGCAAAGCGGGAAGCUGAGGUCAUUCGGCAGGUCCGGGAGAGCGAGCCAGAAAUUCCGCAGACGUCCCCCAGUUUGGAUGCCCUCUCGUCAAGUAAUCUCUUCCAGCCAACUGAUCUGCACCGGAAUCUGGAUGACGUGCCGGCGAAAACUGGGACCUCUGUCCCCGAUGAACCUAGCUUUAGCGAGGAAGCCCACCGAAAUUCUGCUGGUGCUGAGUUUUGGAAUUCUUUUGAUGAACGGUAUCGUACGCCACCGCCGCCGCCUUUACGUCAGAUGGGAACUUCGGUAUCUGAGGACGACCUCUCCAUGGAUAUCACGCCCUCAACUACCGUGGGAUCGACAUCUGAGUUUGCGAAACCGAGCGAGAGGCCCAGCUCACGCUGUUCGACUCCAAUCGCAACUCAACCAAUCUCGAUAUUGGAAUUCAAAAGGAAACGGCGCCGUGAGGACGAUUUCGAUCCGAACCUGUUCAAGCGAAGGGCGGUAUCUCCGAGUAUGAGCGUCCAGAGUAGUCCGGUGAUGCCUAAUUCACCUGCCGUGAGGGAUACGGGCAGCAGCAUUUGGGGUCCACCCAAAGCCAACAUCGGCUCUCUCUUCCCUGACCAGCCGAGCACUGAAAGCGGUACCCGGAAUCCAUCUACACCCAAGCAUACAGGCCAUCUGAAGCGAGUGGGCCUGCAAGGGAUGACUGAAACGAACGAUGGACUCAUGAAUAUGAGCAUCGAGUGAUAGUCGACGCUCUUGACAUCCAGGCGUUCUUCUGCACGAGCCGGGCUCGUUUCUUGUUAUCACUACCAUAAUAGUUUUACUUCUGCAUGCCUUUCCUUUCUGGGUUUAAUUUAGCGUGGAGCUGUUUUAUAUUUUGGGCUGGUUGGACAUUGCCUUUGAUUAUUUCAUACAUGGCGUCAAGUGGGGGCCUUGUGGUUGGGUAACAAUAGUACUUUGCUAGUAUAGCUCCAUCUGCUUCUGAUGCAUCGACAUCAUAGAUAGCACCUAAUCAAAAUAUCAUACUUUAAUCAAAA
Aspergillus pseudonomiae is the source of this 2500-nucleotide messenger RNA. RefSeq lists its product as uncharacterized. Gene Ontology annotation, cellular component: site of double-strand break. Lineage: Eukaryota; Fungi; Ascomycota; Eurotiomycetes; Eurotiales; Aspergillaceae. The record is from RefSeq and is a predicted model, not a curated record. The transcript has 2 exons. Bases 273 to 2207 code for a protein of 644 amino acids.